AUGUCCGAUCCGAACAAUCCGAACAUCAAGCAGAGGACUACCCCACAGUGGUCUCUGUACCGUCGUGACGCCUUCUGGAAUUCAAACUACGGCGAAUAUCCCAUAUUCAACACCGACCCAGCCGAGAUUGAAAGACUAGCUAAGGAAAAAUUAUCACAAGGUGGAUGGUAUUAUUCCUCGUGUAAUGCCGGUGUCUCCUGGACACAUUUAGCGAAUCGACAAGCUUUUUACCGCCAUCGUAUUGUGCCACGCACAUUGGUUGAUACAAAUAUCAGAGACACGGCCGCGGAGAUGUUUGGCCACAAAGUGUCGGCACCGAUUGGCUUCGCUCCAAUUGGCAUCAACCGCAUCUACCACCCUACUGGCGAGUUAUCUGUGGCUAAAGUUGCCGAAGAGCUGAACCUUGCUUACUGUCUCUCUUCUGCUGGUAGUAACAGCAUCGAGGACGUUGGAAAAGCAAACGGAGACGGGCCUCGUUUCUUCCAGUUGUAUCAAAGUCACGAUGAUGAGCAGGCUAUCUCCAUGAUGCAGCGUGCUUGGGACUCUGGUUUUGAUGCGUGUAUGCUGACCACUGAUACUUGGUCACUUGGCUGGCGGCACAAUGAUGUCUUUACUGGCAAUUAUGCUUUCUAUCAUGAGCAUGGAGCAGGUGACCUCGGUCUCCAGGACCCAGUUUUCCAGAGGCGCCUGAAAGAAGCCGGUAUUGAUCCGAAAACCCACCCAAAAGAGGCGGGCGCAAAGUGGAUCGACGAGAACAUUUGGCACGGCCGAGCCCAUACGUGGGAAAAAGUUCAGUGGACAACUGCCCAGUGGAAGAGGAUCAGCGGUGGCCGGCCGUUCUGCAUUAAGGGGAUUCAGAGUGUUGAAUCGGCAAAAAAAUGCGUUGAAAUGUUUGUCAAUGCCUCCGUGCAAUUUCUGGAACCACGCUUACUAUCCAUUAGGGGCAUUGAUGGUAUUGUCGUAACAAAUCACGCCGGUCGACAGGUUGAUGGCGCCAUUGCGAGCCUAGAUGCCCUUGAAAAGAUUGUCGACGCGGUUGGAGAUAAGAUCUACAUUAUGUUCGACUCUGGUGUGCGCUGCGCUGCCGAUGCUUUCAAGGCCCUGGCCCUUGGGGCCAAAUUUGUCUUCCUGGGGCGCCUCUGGGUAUGGGGGCUCAGUAUUGCCGGUGAGCCUGGCGUCCGCCAUGUGAUGAAGAGUUUCCUUGCGGAAUUCGAUAUUCUGAUGGAAGAAGCGGGCUUCCAAUCGAUCGACCAAAUUGAUAGAUCAGCUAUUGAUAGUCUCCCUAACUCUGCGAACCUGAUUGCGGAGCAUUCUCGUAUCUGA
Molecule: messenger RNA, 1323 nt
Organism: Penicillium longicatenatum
Lineage: Eukaryota; Fungi; Ascomycota; Eurotiomycetes; Eurotiales; Aspergillaceae
Exons: 4
Coding region: 1-1323 (440 amino acids)
Molecular function (GO): oxidoreductase activity; FMN binding
Source: RefSeq, a predicted model, not a curated record